This is a messenger RNA of Prunus armeniaca (apricot), 540 nucleotides long. The record is from the annotation of a GenBank genome assembly. NCBI's taxonomy places the organism in Eukaryota, Viridiplantae, Streptophyta, Magnoliopsida, Rosales, Rosaceae.
AUGUUCUGCGGGGGAGAUGUUUCUUUGUGUCUCCUACAAAGAGAUUCUAUAGAAGCUAAUGGCAAUGAUGAAAUUGCUAAAUAUGUUGAAGAAGCUCUCACUUUGCGUCAUACGUCUACUAGGGAGUUGUUAAAACUCUUGGAACAUACCAUUUAUUCUCAUAGGGAAAAAACAGAGAGCAUGGUCCACACUUUGGAUGGAAAGAUAUCUUCUGAAGAUGCUAUCAUCCAGUUACCUAAGAUUGAUGAUAUGAUGGAGAGGGAGGUUAAAAAUCUGCGGGAAGCGAUUGAUAUUCUUCACGUGAAGCAGAAAGAGUAUGCUGAUGUAAUUCGGACUUACCUUAGCAGCCAGUCAACAGAUCAGUCUGAAAUUAGCCGCAUUACAGGUGAGCUGGAUGACAGCAUGACUGAACUAGAGGAGAGUAGGGGGAAACUAGUGAAUCUGAAAAUGCAAAAGGAAGUCGCAUCUGGGAUGCAUAACCUUACUUCUGGUGCAGUGAAUGGAACCUAUCACCUGAAAAAUCAACAGAAGGGACAAUAA